AACUCAAAGACUCAAUCUUUCUUGCAAGUUCUGAGCAGUAAUGAUUGAGGCAGCAAAACCCAGUUCAGAAAUCAGAGUUCUUGGCAAGGGUUUAAGUGCUGCGACUUGACUGUACAUUCUUGGUUUCUCUUCAAAGUUGUAGGCUUUAUUGGUGUGUGGUAUAAAUGGGUUUUCAAGAUUUCUGGGUGGUCAUCUUUGUUAUUGGGUUUUGCUUCCAAGCUCAGGUUUUGAGCUCUCAGAACCUGACCUGUAAUCUCAAUGAUUUGAAUGCAUUGGAGGGUUUCAUGGGUGGUCUGCAGAGUACUAUUGGCAAUUGGGGCAGGAAUUUCUCUGAUGAUUGCUGUAAAUGGGCAGGUAUUACUUGCAACUCUUCCUCCUCUCUUGGAUUCGAUGAUUCUGUUGAUAGUUAUAGAGUCGUUGAGUUGGAUCUUUCGAGUAGGAGACUAUAUGGGAACCUUUCUGAAUCUUUGGGGAAUUUGGAACAACUUAGAGCCCUCAAUCUUUCUCACAAUUUCCUUAAAAACUCACUUCCUGUUUCACUUUUCCAAUUGCCAAACUUAGAGUACUUAGACUUGAGUUCUAAUGACUUUUCUGGCCCCAUUCCAGUUGAUUUCAAUUUAGCUUCGAUUCUGUCACUUGACAUCUCUCAAAAUUUCUUGAAUGGUUCUAUUCCACAAAGCAUUUGUGUAAAUUCUUCUCGGCUUCGGGUUCUGAAGUUGGCUGUGAACUACUUGUCUGGUAGUCUUCCAGAAAGUCUUGCCAAUUGCAGUUCCUUGGAGGCCAUCCAUCUCAGCACAAACUAUCUCUCUGGUGGUGUACCUGAAGGUAUAUAUCAGCUGCAGAAACUAACCAGAUUGACCAUUCAAGAUAACAAGCUUACCGGGACGCUGAGCAAAGUUGGUAACCUGAUUAACCUUGUUCGUUUGGAUAUCUCGAGUAAUUGGUUUUCAGGAAGAAUUCCAGAUGUUUUCCACAGCCUUCGAAGAUUACAGUAUUUUGUUGCUCAUUCCAAUAACUUGAGUGGCAAGAUACCCCCUUCCCUGUCAAGUUCUCCAACCAUCUCGUUGCUGAAUGUGAGAAACAACACAUUGGAUGGUCCAAUUGAUCUAAAUUGUUCAGCAAUGACAAGUUUGGUCUCUCUUGAUCUAGGUUCAAAUCAGUUUGAUGGGGUUAUUCCAUCUAAUCUUCCCACUUGCCGGCAUUUGAAUAAUAUAAAUCUUGCCACGAACAACUUGAGUGGCCAAAUUCCUGACAGCUUCAAGGACUUUCAUACUCUCAGUUACCUCUCACUUUCAAAUGCCAGCUAUUCUAAUCUAUCAUCUGCCCUUCAUAUCUUACAGCAGUGUCAGAAUCUAACCACUUUGAUUCUCACCAUGAACUUCUAUGAUGAAGAAUUGCCAGCUGAUCCAAACUUUCAUUUUCCAAGGUUGAAGGUAUUUAUUCUUGCAAAUUCUCGGCUCACGGGUUCGAUACCCCAAUGGUUGAGUAAGAGCAGCAGAUUGCAGUUAUUGGAUAUAUCAUGGAACUGCUUGAAGGGUACAGUUCCAGCUUGGUUUGGCAAUUUCACUAAUCUCUUCUACUUGGACAUAUCAAACAAUACUUUUACUGGGGAGAUCCCGAGAAGCUUAACUGGACUACAGAGCCUCAUUGAUGGGAAUUUUUCCUCAGUUCCGGAACCUUCCCCUGAUUUUCCUCUUUUCCGGAAAAGGAAUUUGAGUGCCAGAGAAUUGCAGUACAAUCAAGUUUGGAGCUUUCCACCAACACUGGAUCUCAGCAACAAUAAUCUUAGCGGACCAAUCUUCCCAACCUUUGGGAACCUGAAAUCGCUUCAUGUUUUAAUUCUUGGAUUCAACAGUCUAUCAGGACCAAUUCCGAGUUAUUUAUCUGAAAUGACCAACUUGGAGACUAUGGAUUUGUCUCAUAACAAGCUUUCAGGGGAAAUACCGCAUUCAUUAGUUCGUCUCAACUUUUUGUCCAAGUUUAGUGUUGCAGACAACCAGUUAGAGGGGGUGAUCCCUGCAGGAGGUCAGUUUGGGACCUUCUCAAAUUCAAGCUUUGAAGGGAAUAAUCUUUGCGGAUAUUAUGCUUCCUCUUGUCUAUCUUACUCAAAACCACUGCCACAGCCACAGCCACACAGCAGAAUAAGAGUAGAAUAUAGAGGAGUUGUCAUUGGAAUAGCUGUGGGAUUUGUAUUUGGAGUAGCUUGCUUUAUAGUAGCAGAUAGAUAUGUGUGGACUUGGCAUUUCUAA
Fragaria vesca subsp. vesca is the source of this 2249-nucleotide messenger RNA. Its product is annotated as phytosulfokine receptor 1-like. The transcript is spliced from 2 exons. Lineage: Eukaryota; Viridiplantae; Streptophyta; Magnoliopsida; Rosales; Rosaceae. The record is from RefSeq and is a predicted model, not a curated record. The coding region runs from base 165 to 2249 and encodes 694 amino acids.